AUGGUGGGUGCAGGUACAGCCUCCAGUCCAAGCCCUAAUGCUGCCGCACCUAUCAAUACAGUGGGCAUAACCAAUAACGACAUUAAAGUAACAACAAAUGCAGAAAAAAUUACCGCCACCCGCCGAAGGGUUGAAAUUUGGGUGCUGGAAGAUAAUCAAGUAAACGCUGGUAGUGAUUUUACUAUCUGCAAAUGCGAUGGUACUACACGAUUGAAUGGCAAAUUUACUGGAGAUCCAAAUGCCUGCGUUGGUGGGCUUAAAUAUAAAUGGGUUGCUACUCCCAUAGAUAGUGUUCUCUUAAAAAAUGACACUUUACUUUCUCCGAAUAUAUGUCCAAAAGAAAAGACAAAAUAUAAAUUAACCAUAGAUGGGAAUAAUGAUGAA
This is a messenger RNA of Mitosporidium daphniae, 384 nucleotides long. RefSeq lists its product as uncharacterized. The annotation marks the transcript as partial. The transcript has 3 exons. Lineage: Eukaryota; Fungi; Microsporidia. The record is from RefSeq and is a predicted model, not a curated record.